UCGAUUUGUGCGAAGUCGUGUAUCGCGUUAUUUAUCAUGACAUAGAAAAUAUUUGCAUUAACAAUCGUUUAUGGAUACCUUGAUUUUAAUCAAUGUUUACGCACGCUUAAUAUUAACGGUGUCAUGUAAAUAGACCGUGAAAUUGUAAAGUUGUUCAAGGGGUGUUAAAUGGGGGAAAUAUUAGUGCAUUUGUGUGUUGUGCUGUGAGAGUGAACGAUGGAUCGCCGAUGUUCCCAGUCCGUCCGGACACUUGUGUUCGACGAUUCGGACUCUGAUCCGCCUAAAGUCGGACAGAAGAAGGAUCUGGCGUCGGCUGGAGCGCCAUUGUCGUUGAACCAGAGCGCUGAAGAUGCGACAAAAACUCCACGUUUGUCGAACUUGGUGCGUAUGCGCCGGUCCGCGCUCGGGAAGUCGGCACCUACGCUCUCGGUUCACGUCAAGGAGACAUGUGCGGUGUCCCGGCGUCCGUCGCGUCUGCCGCCGCCACCUCCCCACCAUAGGCUGUCACUAGUGGUCGGGUCAGGUCGGUGCAGCUCCCCAGGCACGGGUCCCCUAUCACCAGCCGAGGGUCCCCGCUGGCCACACGUGCAUCAUCCUCAUCCUCUGCACCAUGCUCUCCUGUCCUCCAGUGUUAAGCGAGGGAAGGAGCUCGAUGGUCGCAGGUGGUCGGUGGCAUCGCUCCCCUCCUCCGGCUACGGGACCACUCCGGGCAGCUCUAGUCUAUCAUCACAAUGCUCGUCCCAGGAGAGGCUGCUGGCGGUGCAGGCGGUGUGCGAGCCGCCGCGGGCGCCGUGUCCUCAUUGCCAUCAGCAUCAGAACUCGCUCAACAGCUCACAAGGCAGCGGCAUGAACAACUGGGCGUCGCUGUCGGACAGCGGCGGCAGCGGGAACACCGCCGCGCGCGCACCCUCGCCGCAGAGCCCGGCCCGCCGCGUGCGCAGCAGGAGUUUGAGUUCACCAUCCCGCACGGGUGGUGGUGGUGGUUCGAGCGGUGGCUCCGGGUCGCGAGAUGAUGCGGUCUCCGCCAUGUCUGCGCUAUUCGCUGCCAGGUUCCCAGCGGCACAACGGGCUAUGGAUGAUAAGUUACGAGGGUUGAUAGAUGAAGUGCUGGAACUGGAUAAGAAGCCUGAUCGGCCGCCUAUUGAGAGAUUUGUUCAGAGACAGGUACUAGAGAUGGCUCGCGACUGCUUACACAAGUCGGAAUCUAAGCAGGUGACCAGCACUUACUUCUACGACAUGGCUGACAGUUUAGACAGGCUGCUUGCUGAGACACGAGAAAAAUCAGCAGAAGCCGGGAACCAAGUGGCACCUUUAGUGACCCGACUAAUACUCGCGAUGGCCCGACCGGCUCGCCUGCUCGAGUGCUUAGAGUUCGAUCCUGAGCGGUUCUAUCGCCUGCUAGAGGCCGCUGAGGGUCAUGCGAAGCAUCAGCAGGGCAUAACGACGGAUAUCCCUCAGUACAUAAUCCACAAGCUGGGGUUGUCGCGCGAUCCCUUAGCUGAACUACACGCGCCGCCACCGCCGCCGCCGCCGCAGAACACUUCGCCUUCUAAGAGUCGCGGGCGGCAGUCCCCGCCCAGCGGACAGGGCUCCAACAGCGCCCCGCCGUCCGAGAACGACUACCACGUCAUCAAGCUCAUCUCUAACGGCGCCUACGGGGCCGUCUAUCUAGUCAAACACAAGCAGACCAGGACUAGGUACGCGAUGAAGAAAAUAAGUAAAAACAACUUGAUACUGAGGAAUCAGGUGGAACAGGCCUUCGCUGAAAGGGAUAUCCUUAGCUUUGCCGACAACCCCUUCGUGGUAACAAUGUACUGCUCAUUCGAAACCAAACGCCAUCUCUGCUUCGUGCUAGAGUUCGUAGAAGGUGGUGACUGCGCCACGUUACUUCGCGCGGGCCCCCUGCCGGCCGACAUGGCGAGACAUUACUUCGCCGAAGCUGUCUUAGCUGUCGAGUAUUUGCAUUCCUAUGGGAUUGUGCAUAGGGAUCUAAAGCCUGAUAAUUUGCUGAUCACGGCGACUGGUCAUAUAAAGCUGACGGAUUUCGGACUCAGUAAAAUGGGGUUGAUGUCGUUGGCAACGAAUCUAUACGAAGAGUACGCGGAUAGAGAAGCGCGUCAGUUCUCCGACAAGCAAGUGUGCGGCACGCCGGAAUAUAUCGCGCCUGAAGUUAUAUUAAGACAGGGUUACGGCAAGCCGGUGGACUGGUGGUCGAUGGGCAUUAUUCUGUACGAAUUCCUGGUGGGCUGUGUGCCUUUCUUCGGAGAUACUCCUGAGGAGUUGUUCGCGCAUACUGUCAAUGAUGACAUCGAGUGGCCGUCAGAAGAGGAUUUCCCCAUAGCAGUGGAAGCUCGUGCCAUCAUCACGGAGCUGCUAGCGCGGAACCCGCGCGACAGGCUCGGCACUGGCGGGACGCAUCAAGUUAAGGAUCACGUAUAUUUCUGUGGCCUGGAUUGGAACAACCUGCUGAGGAGAAAAGCGGAGUUCAUCCCACAGCUCGACAACGAUGAGGAUACCAGCUAUUUUGAUACUCGCUGCGACCGCUACAACCACAGCGAGGUUGACACAGACGAGGCGGCCGAGCCCGCUGAACCGGCAGAAGACGCCGGUCUUUUCGCCGCCUUCUCUAGCACAUCACCACAGUGGCGACGCCAUUAUCACCACUCGUGUGUGGAACAUGAUUCUAGGAGCACGGAUUCGUGGCCGGGUACGCCUGACAGUGCCGGCCCGCCCACCACGCCGACCGCGCCGUUGCAUCAUCAUCCUAAAUGCCCGAUCCUAGGCAGCACAUCAACGGCGGAGUCCUCUCAGACGGACAGCGACGACGUGUCCCCGGCGGCGCGGCGCCGCGCGGCGCUGCGGCCGCACGCGCCGCCCCCGCUCGCGCACGCGCCGCUGCUGCCGCAUGUGCCGCCUGCACUCGUGCCUAGGCUAUCGGACAUGUCCCGCAAAGACGACACGCACAAGAGCGUGAGCCUCGACAAGCCGGAUAAGCCGGACAAGCCCGACAAGCUGGAGCGGCCCGAGAGGCCGGAUAAGUCGCGGCCUACGGCUAUCGUUGCCAAGUCCAUGAGAAGAUCCGCAAGCACAUCCGGAUUGUCGCUGGUUAUACAUCCAGCAGAUGACAGCACACUCAGCAUAGGCGCUGGGUCGCCGUGCGCCGGCAACACGUCGUCCACUAACUCUUCGAGAGAUUCGUCUCCUUGUCGUGACCCACCCUCACCCUUCGCGUUGCCGAGCCACUCAUUGAUCCAGUCUUCCAAGCCGCCCAUAGUGGUUCGUCGCGGCCCCCGCGGCUUCGGCUUCACGAUACACACAGUGCGAGUAUAUUAUGGAGAUACUGACUACUAUACUAUGCAUCAUUUGGUCUCGGCUGUCAACGAGCAAGGCGCGGCGUGGGCGGCCGGGUUACGAGCCGGCGAUCUUAUAACGCAGCUGAACGGUGAAUCCGUACAGGGAUUGUUGCAUACACAGGUGUUGAGAUUGUUGCUGGCUGCUCCUCACGCUACACUGCGAGCUACGCCCUUGGAUCAAACUACCAUACAGGCGGGCGGUCGUCGCCGCGCAUGGUGCGGGCGCCGCGCCACAGCGCCGCCGCGGCCGCGGCCUCGCCGGCGCUGCUCGCUGUUCCGCAGGAUAUCCACCAAGAGAGCCUCGCAGGAGAUGCAUCAGAUGGUAUCAAGCGGAGAAAUAGCAGGCGUAUCAGCGACACCAGCCACCCCGGCCGCAGACAGUCCUCUACAUACCACUACUACCACUCACUACCAGCGUCCAUCAUCUCUCCACGGUCUCAAACACAAGUUAGUAGCUGGCGGCGCAGUAGGCACGGCAGGCGAAGUACGUCGGGCUUCACUACAGCAUAUGCCUCUGUCUCCACUCGCUAGGACGCCGUCACCUUCACCGCAGCCACAACCAGCCUCACCCACCAGUCGUUGCGAGGCGCGCAGCCCGUCGCCGCUGGCGGUGCGCGAGUGCGGGCGCCGCGCCUGGCCGCGCCGCGACCCCGCCUCGCCGCUGCUCAGGCGGGCGCUGUCACCUGACAGACUACAUCCCCGUUCAGCGGAAUCGAAAUGCUCAAUCUCCCCGCUCUGCUGUGGCGGCGCUAGCGUCGCUACGACCGGCGCCGGCGCCACCGGAGCCCGACGCGGCGUGGUGUGGCGAGCCGCCGCCCCCGCCCCGCCGUCGCCAACGCCUCCGCCCCCGGACAAGGGGGAUGAUGCGUCUGCUCCAUUGCCCCGGAUAGCUGAGGAGAAGGACUCGCCUACACAUCAUGCUAGGAACUUGCCUAAUAGGACACCAGCCAAGCAAUCCACCCCCAGUAUCUUCACGUCAUCCCCUAAGACGAGCCUGGACAAAUCCGCAUUCGAUACAUCGGCAUCAUUCGCUUCUCUAUCGUUAUCCGACGAAUCAUUUAUCGAUACUUCUGUCGAUUUAUCGAACUUGGACACCUCUAGAGAAGGCUUUUUGGAUGACAGCCGGGCCAGCACAGAAUCUAGCAUACUCAUCGAAGAAAAGACUAAGAAACCCCCACCACCACAAGAACCGACCCCACCAGUUGAAGUCCAAACGAAAGCCCGAAAGAAGUCGGACUCAAGCCUCAAAGAUGAAGACUUGAAGUCCAAAGAGAAACAGAAGUUCAAGCAAGACAAACCAGAGUUGAAGAAACAAGAAUCUUUAGCAAGAAUGGAGGAGAAUAAAGAAUAUUCUGCUGUAUUAAAAGAAGAGAAAGUAAAAGAUAAAGUGAUGGAAAGAACGGGGUCUAUCAAGAAGGUUGAGAAGCAGGAGAAAGAUAAGAAAUUGGAGAAGGAGAAAAAACAAGAGAAGGCAGAAGCUAAGAGGAGCGAAUCUGUUAAGAGGAUCGAGUUGAAGAAGCAGGAGUCUGUUGACAUGAUUAAGUCACCAGAACCGCUAGAAUCUGAAAGCCGCAGCAAGAAUAGCAUGGUGAGCAAGUUACUCGGCGUGAUGGGACGCAAGGGCACCCGCGACAGAGAUGAUGAUGACCACAAACCCAGCAAGAAGGCUGAUAAGCAUGCUAAGAAGAAGAGUGGCAGCCUCCCCCCUCAACCACAGCAACCACCAAAACCGGAGCCAACUCCUCAAGAAAAACCCUCAGAAAAAGAGACAGACGACAAGAGAAACAAGAAAACCCGCGGCCGAGCGUCUAGCUCAUCAUCCGGAGAAAAGUAAGACAAACAUACACAGUUUGUACAAGUGCGAGUGAGAUGGACAUAGUUAUCGCAGUUACGUCUUGGAAUUUUUGAAAGUGUAAAAGAGAAGUACUUUUGUGUGAGUGAGAAGUUAGUUUGUUCGGGCACUAGACUUAUGUGGACCUAAGAAGUGCAAGUGAGAUAGACUUUCGCUGUCAAAUUUUAAGCUUAGUCAUGAAGUUAAGUAAUAUAGUGAGGUCGCGUUAUAGAUGGGUGGGGGUUAGGUCAACUAUCGUAUUUUUAGAAUGUGGUUAGCUUUGCUUGAUUGUAAAUACAGGAUGUGUAAAUUAAGAACUUUUCGAAAUGACGUAAAUCUGUCUAUUGCCUUGGUUUUUUCUUCGAAAUUAACUUUCUUGUGCCUUUGCUGUACGUAAAAGGAACUAUUUAAAAUUUUCUUCGAUUAAGGCAUUAUUAAUCUAUUUGAUCUCAUUGAAAUCAAGCGGCAAUAGUCCGUAUUUAUGUCCAUACAUUGUAAAAAACACAAGUUUAUUUCUCAAACAUCCUGUAUAAUAAUAAGUUAUCAUCACGACUGCUUAUAAAUGGGGUGUAAGCAGCACUCAAGCUCGCGAGACAAGUAGUGAGACGUAGGUUAAAUAUAUAAAACGGUAAUGUGUCUACUAAAUGUUUUACUAUUGUUCGUGUAAGCUGGUUUGGGGGUAGAUCGACAUUUUUCUCAGACUAUGUACAUAGUAGGUAAACCAAGGCAGAGAUUCAGACAUUUUUCAGACUAAUUUUAAUUCAAAAUAGACUAAUAAUUAUGAUUUUUACAUCAAACUUCCAUAAUGUAUUUUUCUACUAAACUCUGACCAAUUUUUCAAUAAAUAUGAAAAUAAGUGUUCUGCAUCUUGAUUUUGGAAAUACAAGUUCAUUCUCUUCGAAUCGGUCUUUAAUAAGAGUGUGGUUGCUCUGCCUUUUAAACGUAAUUAUUCUAGUAUAAAAAAAAGUUUUAGAAUAUGUCGAGCUAUCAAAAUAUACUUAUGAAGGUUUAAUAAUAUUUCAGAACCUAUUAAAAAAUAACCUAAAAAGUUAGCCAAAAAUCUAGCUGAAAUUUAUUUAAAUCUUAAUUAAACUAUUAGAUAAAUGCCUAAAGAAACUAUUGGACUGCUUUUUAGGUGUCAAAAUAUGUAUAGUAAACGAUUAGACUUCUGCCUAUGAUGUCUUGAAUGUUUUUGGGAAAAAAGAAAGGUAGAAGUAAUAUGCACUUGAUUAUACAUAUUUUCUUCUUUUUGGACUUAAAAAAAUAUAUAUUCUUCAUAUUAUGUGAAAGAAUAAUAAAUAUUUUUUUCUUCUAUUCAAAUUAUUUUGCUUACAUGAUUCCAAAAUUUUAAAUUGAAAGUAUUAUUAAAAAUUCAUAAGCGAAUCAAACCGGCGUUCGGUGUUGUGAUUGAUAAAAAUACUAAAUAAAAUAAAAACUAUUUGUUAAAUGAGUAAGCUUUCUUUAGACUGUUCAUAGCGUUUAAAUAGAUAGUUGAUUAUAAUAUGGACUUUAGAUUGUCAGUCGUGUUAGCCGCUUUGGGGGAGCGCAUGUAAUGUAUAUUUUGUCUUUUACAAAAUAUUUCAUUUUAAAUACAAACCAACUGAUUGAUUCUAAAUUAUGGAAUCAGGCGUUACUUUGUGAAAAUUCAUGACAUAAAAUAUGUACGUUUUGCGCCCCUUGGACUCAGUCGAGUCAAUAUCUCCUGAAAAUGCUCGGUGGAGGGGCGAAACACUAGUCUAGUACUUAUUCAAAGCUUGGAUUAACUGUUACGCAAAAAUUAACGCUACAUAUUUUUGAAAAUAUUUUACGCUUUUAUUCUAUUUUAUCGGAUGGCUAUGUGCCUACUUUUUUAGUAAAUGAUUUGAAGCAUCGAUUUCAUACUUCUACUCUCAAUUCAAGAUGGCGCCCUCCAAAGUGUUGCCAGCACGAUGUUUAGCCGCGAUUAAUUAUUUUAUGUCGCUUUUCAGUAUUACAAAGUAGAGGCGUUGAUAAAAAUUACAAAAAAAGAAAGUUUUAUUUUAACUUUUAUUUUAAAAUAAAUUAAUACUAUUUUUAAAAAGGUUUGUUCGCGCACUGAUGUAAUUGUCAUUUGUCUUGUGUAAGUUUUUAAUUAAAUCUCAUUUUUUAGUUUUAGUUUUUAGCUUUUAGUGUUGUAUUUUUUUAGGCUUUAGUUUUGUCCUGUUCGAUGGUUUGACGCUUUUCUGUACAUAGUUUUUACUUUCCGAAUUAUUGGAGAUCAGCCAGAAAUGUUUUAUUAACAAUAAUUGAUUUUUGGAAGCAUUUUAUUUGGCAAUGAAACGUCAAGUCACAACUCAAUGAUUUAUCAAAUAUAGUAUUUAAAAUUACUAAACAUAUACUAUUAUUGUUUUGUCAGUACUCCUGUAAAACUCUUUUAUAAGCGAUAUGUAAAGUGUCAGUCUCAUCUUAACAGGACAUUGUGACGUAUGUGAUAUAUUUUAUAAAAACUAUUUCUUUUAGCGUCUCUUGUAAUGCAAUAUUUUUUUAUUACCGUUUUUAGUUUUGUAGUUCACGUGUUUUGUUGUGUACAUGAAUUAAUAGGAAUAUUGUUUUAAACAUAUAUUUUUUUAAAAUAAUUUUGAGAGAGUUUUUUACUCUCUAUAUUGUUUAUGAACCUUGUGGUCAAUCGCAUUGCUUAAAUUAGUUAUGAUAAGCAUUUGUAAUCUUGAUUAUUGUAUUGUAAUGCAUAUCUAUGAAAAACUAUUCUUAAUUUUUGUACACAGCAAAAUACUGUCAUGUUUUUUUGCGUUUUUCUACUAAUUUGUAUUUAUAAUACCUAGCAUUAUUAUUUCAUUAACAUUUUCAGUUAAACCUAAAUAACUCAUUAACGAAUUUAUAACUAUCUUUCCCUGUUGAGGGGUUAAUUUCAAAGUUAGUCAACAUUCCAUUAAGUUAAUAUCUGUGCCAUACAAGCCUCUUGUUUAACAUCAUUGUUUUACGCAGAUUGUAACUUUAAACAGAUUUUUAAUUAAUUGCCAAAAACUAUUAUGAAUUGUAUACGAAAGUUUUUUUUCACAUGAACUACCAAAAUUACUAAGUAACGUAAAUUCAUCAGACUAAGAGAAUCCAUACACUGUAAAAUUGUAGUCGGCCGACUACUUUUUCGAGCUCAUACAUCAAAUAGAAAUGAAUGGUGGAAAGCACAUAACGACUUUCUUGUCGUCCCACUGUUUAAUGUGCAGUGUGUUGGUACUCUUACUGUUAAAGUUACAAUCUGUCUAAAACAUAAAUGCCAAUUAAUUACAAAUACUAAUGAACCAUCUUCAUUGAGGUCUUAAUAACCGUCUUCCUAAUUGAAAUGUAAUGUUGAAAGUUUUAAUUCUGUUGUCAAAGUAAUUAGAUCAUCCAUUUAUUUAUAAUAUUAAUAAUGUUUACAACUUGCUUAGUUAAAGCAAAAGCGCUUUGCAAAGAUACAAAUUCGACUUAAGAUAAUUUUAAAACAAAGUGAAGCUAAUAAUUUUAAAAUUUACAAAUUGUAUUAAAUUUCUUUUUAACGAUAAAAUCAAAACAUUCCGUCAAAAUGUAAUCGCGAUUUGAGAUAAAUUAUUUCUGUUUUUAAUAAUGUUUUGAUUGUAAAUACUUAUAUAAUUUAAUGAAUUAAUGUCUAUGGAUGGACUACUUGUCUAUGUCUUGUACGUUUGCAAGAACGAAUAAGUGCUCUAUCCAUGUUUCAUGUCAGAAUUACAGUUUAUGGAUAAAACAACGAAAAUCCUAGGCUUUUUUUUAAAUAAAUUGGUGUUAGUUUAUAGCUUUUUAAAUAAAAUACAAAGUACACUGAAAUGACUGCAAAAAUAGAAAAGAUUUAUACAUAGUUUUCUUUGUCUAAGUGUGCGCUUCAACUAUAAACUAAUGUUGGAAAAUGUAUUAUUAGUUCUGAUUGAAACUAGCCUUUUAUCAAUUUUUAACAAACCAAUAUUGAUAAUAAGGACAAAGUUGUAAGUAAGAUCGUUGUAAAAAUGCUUUUUGGACUUCACUUGAGACGAAUUUUGUUAUAAAAUAUUGUUUGUAAUACUCAUCGGUUAAUUAUUUGUAAAUUAAAAACUAAAAUUAGUUUUUUUUUGCAUGGUAACACAGGGUUCAAAUACGAUUACCCAUAAAACGUUAAUUUCGCGCGCUAUGAGCAAUUAAUUAUUGUGGCAACUAUUUUUUUAAAUGGAGACCAAAAUGUAACAAUGAAUUUUUUGUAGAUUCUUGUGCAUAUUGUAUGUAUGUAUAAAUUGCUUUCGGGACCACGAAUUUGAAAAGUAUAUUGUUUGAUUAAAUCAUUAUUUCGUAAUUAGUUGUAUGAAAGCAAUCUACAUUGUUACUUUGGAAUUGAGCAUGCUUUAUGAGCAGCUUUGCUCUGUACGAGCAGAUGUAGCGAGCAUGUUCAUAAGGGCCGGCGCACAUGAUCGACCAGUCGCUCGUGUGUCGCCUCCGUUAGUAUAAGUUCACAUUUUAAUCUUCAUGUAAUGUGUAGUCUGCCAUACAAAAUAAAUUGUACUUCAGUAAUUAGUUUAAAUUUAAACUAGCGUAUAAAAUGUUAAAUGUGAUUUAUAAAUAAACGAGAAAUAUGUUUAGCGAAGAAAUAUUUUCUCUAGUGUAACGAUGUGUAUGAAUUGAACGGAUACUGAAAUAAAGUCAUGAAUUAACUGUUCUUA
Helicoverpa zea (corn earworm) is the source of this 9842-nucleotide messenger RNA. RefSeq names its product microtubule-associated serine/threonine-protein kinase 3 (gene dop). The coding region runs from base 217 to 5187 and encodes 1656 amino acids. The record is from RefSeq and is a predicted model, not a curated record. Lineage: Eukaryota; Metazoa; Arthropoda; Insecta; Lepidoptera; Noctuidae. The transcript is spliced from 37 exons. Gene Ontology annotation, biological process: intracellular signal transduction; peptidyl-serine phosphorylation. Gene Ontology annotation, molecular function: protein serine/threonine kinase activity; protein binding; magnesium ion binding.